CGUGUUAGCUCGGUUCGGCCCGCCCCGGUCCCCGCUGGAGGUAGAGAUAUGGCGACCGGCGCCCGCGCCCCGGCCGGACCCUCCCCGCUGAUGGCGCCGCUGCUGCUGCUGCUGCUGCUGCUGCUGGCGCCGAGGGCGGCCUCAGAGAGCGACCCACUGGCGGUCGACAGGCAGGAGUUUCAGACUCAACAAGAGGAACACCGCAGUCAUAUGAAGUUCGAGCGAGGAAGUGGUGUACGGAGUACAACCAGCGCACCUGAGGCCCGGAGCGGAGGCGGCGGCGGGGAGCCGGCCGCGCCCGUGCCCAGCGACAACUAUGCCACGGCAAGUCGGGGCCGUGUGGAACGUCUGCCGGCGCCGACGGCGCUGCGCCAGUUCCGCGGUAGCCCUCGGCUCAGCACUAAGCCGCCGUUCGUGGCCAGCCGGCGCACCAGCGCCAGCAGCGCCGCAGACGAGUUCCAGCCCGUCACCGGCGCGCCGAUCGAGACCUACAAGAGCCGCGUCAACGCCAUCAACGGGCUGUGGGCGCAGGAGCGCGCCACUGCGCAGCCGUCGCCCAGCGUCUCUCCCGUGCUGACACACCUGGCGGAGAGUGGCCGUGGCACCGCGCGACCCACGGCAGCCCCGCCGCGCCCGAGCGCGGGCGGAGCUACCAGAGCUGGGGUCCCCGCCGAGCCGACCCCGGCCGCCGCCGCUGCGCUGACGCCUGCUGACGAGCGGCACUACGACGCGGCCGGCGGGCGCGACCGACUGGUGUCGACCACGCGCCGGCCCGACACCCGCCGCCGACAACGCAACAGGAAGCGGCGGCCGCACAAGACCCCCAGCGGCGGCUACCUCAAGAUUAGCUCAGGCGUGCCCUCGAAGACCUAUGGGACGCCAACAAAGGCCUACGGGACGCCAACGAAGGCCUACGGGACACCAACGAAGAGCUACGGAGCACCUUCUCAGAGUUACGACGCUCCCUCGCAUGCUUACGACGCUCCCUCGCAGGCUUCUGACGAGCCCUCGCAGACUUACGACGCCCCCUCGCCGAGUUACAACAGGCCGGCGGCUCAUCCAAACGCCAUACCUGCCGUCCAUAAGCCGCUGGCGGCGCCGGCGACGACGCCGGCACCGGUCACGUACCCUAGCCCCACCUUCAAGCCGCAGUUGAUCCCGACCUUUUCCCCCCAGACGUCCCCGGCCGGACCAGCGUACUCUACCGCCGCGCCAACCGCCGGGCAGACGUACGGAACGCCAACGACUCAGAACACAGCACCGCAAGCCGGGCAAACGUACGUAGCACCGCAAGCCGGGCAAACGUACGCAGCACCGCAAGCCGGGCAAACGUACGCAGCACCGCAGGCCGGACAAACUUACGCAGCACCGCAGGCCGGACAAACGUAUGCAGCACCGCAAGCCGGGCAAACUUACACAGCACCCCAGGCCGGGCAAACUUACGCAGCACCGCAAGCCGGGCAAACGUACGCAGCACCGCAGGCCGGACAAACUUACGCAGCACCGCAGGCCGGACAAACUUAUGCAGCACCGCAAGCCGGGCAAACUCACAUAGCACCGCAGGCCGGGCAAACUUACGCAGCACCGCAGACCGGGCAAACUUACGCAGCACCGCAGGCCGGGCAAACGUACGCAGCGCCGCAACCCGCGAAAACUUACGUAGCACCGCAGGUUGUCAAUACGUAUUCACCCCAGCAGACUGGGAAUAAGAACUCAGCACCACAGACUGGACAGACGUACAUCGCCCCGGUUGCAGUGCAGCAGUCUUACUCAACCCCGGUCCCAGCCCAGCAGUCCUAUUCAGCCCCAGCCCAGCAGUCCUACUCAACCCCGCCCCCAGCCCAGCAGUCCUAUUCAGCCCCAGCCCAGCAGUCCUACUCAACCCCGGCCCCAGCCCAGCAGUCCUAUUCAGCCCCAGCCCAGCAGUCCUACUCAACCCCGGCCCCAGCCCAGCAGUCUUAUUCAGCCCCAGUCCAGCAACCCUACUCAACCCCUGCGCCGGCCCAGCAGUCGUACGCGUCUCCAGCGCCGGCCCAGCAGUCGUACGCGUCCCCAGCGCCGGCCCAGCAGUCGUACGCGUCCCCAGUGCCGGCCCAGCAGACGUACGCGUCCCUAGCACCGGCCGGCCAGUCUUACCUCAGCGUGACCCGCACCAUCAGUCCGGCGGCGCACGGCGGCGGGCCCGACGUUACCAUCUCCCACCACACUCUCCUGCCGAGCGGCGGCGGCCAUGCCCCGCCCGCGCCCGCCACCCAGGCGUCGCAGCUGCAGACGGUAGUGACCAGCCCGGAGGGGCCGCAGACGACGGCCAACAUCGGGCUCUGGACGCUAGAGACGACGGUGGACAGUCCGCACCACGCGGACGGUACGACGGCGCCGCCGGCCGCCGACGAGCCGCAUCACCACCCGCACCACCCCGUCGGCGGGGACGGACGCGAGCCGCACCAUCCGCACCAUCCCGCCGCCGACGAGCCGCACCACCACCCGCACCACCCCGUCGGCAAUGACAGACACGAGCACGGCAGCCACGGUGACGCCGAGGAGCACUUCGUCGUCGAGAACGAGAUAGCCGACUACCAGCCGAGUUUCGAAGAGACGGACACGCACAGCCGGCCGUUCCUGCACACGCUGCGGCCGCAGGUGCUACCGCCGCCGGCGCGCAGCUUCGUGCCGCUGGAGGCGCCGACCGAACCCUCGCUGAGGGACGCCGUGCCGACCACGACGGUUGCGGCUGGCGAGGAGGCCGCGGAGAUCAGCACAGAGACGGCCCUCACCACGCCGCCCGUCACCCGCGGCGCGGUGUCAGAGACGACGGCGGUGAGCGGCACCACGCCACGAGCGCUGCACCUGUCCCUGACGCCUGGCGGCCACAUACCGCGCCUGCCCCAGCCGCUGGCGCAGACGCAGGUGCCGCACGGGUUUCGGCAGUACUUCGCCUCGGGACUGUCCGCUGGCCGCAGUCGCGCCAAGACGUACUACGUGAACAGGAAGCCGACCGGUGCGGAGGAGACCGCGGACUCUGUGGAGGGGGCCACAGCUGUCCCGGCGCUCGGUGUGGAGACGUUCACCGUCUCUGGGGCUCUGUCUGUUGAAGAUACGGCAGGAAGGGAAUCGGGUGAAGACGAAAUCACGGGGACCGGUGACGUCAAUACACAGUCCCCGUUCGUGACUGCCGAUUUCAGCACCGCCCCCGAGAUCCCAGAGCAAGAAGUUUUCGCGGAAGUCACAACGACCAGGCCAACCACGCAGCCUGUGACACAUAAACCCGAAGAAACCACGACCGAGCACCGCCUGCCGAUCCCGACGGGGCCGACCACUGUCAACGAGUAUGUGGCCACUCUGCAGCCGUAUCGCAUCACCACCGACCAGCCGCGGAAGCAUACUAUCACCACUGACCAGCCGCGGAAGCUGAGCAUCACCACCGACCAGCUGCGGAAGCACACCAUCACCACUGACCUGCCGCGGAAGCACACCAUCACCACUGACCAACCGCGGAAGCACACCAUCACCACUGACCAGCCGCGGAAGCACACCAUCACCACUGACCAGCCGCAGAAGCUGAGCAUCACCGCCGACCCGCUGCGGAAGCACACUAUUACUACUGACCAGCCGCGGAAGCACACCACCCAGCUCGAGUCCCGGUUCGCCCCCGCCGCGCGCACCAAGCCCACAUCGGCGCCACACCCCAAGCGGACUAAGAAGCCGCUUCUCAGCCGGCGCCGGCCUGUCAUCCCCGCACGUUAG
Messenger RNA from Pollicipes pollicipes, 3744 nucleotides. RefSeq names its product mucin-5AC. Gene Ontology annotation, cellular component: RNA polymerase II transcription regulator complex. Gene Ontology annotation, biological process: positive regulation of transcription by RNA polymerase II. Bases 49 to 3744 code for a protein of 1231 amino acids. Gene Ontology annotation, molecular function: transcription coactivator activity. The record is from RefSeq and is a predicted model, not a curated record. Lineage: Eukaryota; Metazoa; Arthropoda; Thecostraca; Pollicipedomorpha; Pollicipedidae. The transcript is spliced from 8 exons.